UUUUUCAUUUGUGUUAAGAGAAAGCGAUAAUGGUGAAGUACACAAGAUUAGAUGAGAAUUCAUCAGUGAAGGUUACUGUUUCAAUUCUUGUAAUAGGUUUUGGUUUUUGUCUUCUUUAUUCUGCUUCUAAUGGGAGUUCAAUUGGAGGUGGUGUUUCAAGUCCUUUUGUAGAUAAAACAGUGCAGGGAGAUGGUGGUAGUGAUGAGUUACUGAGUACAACUGCUUCAAAUGAUGAGUCUGUGGAGAUCCGAAAAGGAAAAUGUGAUCUUGCAAUUGGGGAAUGGAUACCAGAUCCAUUGGGUCCAAUGUACACUAAUGAGAGUUGUAAUGUCAUUACUGAGGAUCAGAAUUGUAUGAUGAACGGGCGACCCGAUUCUGGGUUUCUUUAUUGGAGGUGGAAACCAAGAGAUUGUGAGUUACCGAGGUUUAAUGCAGUGAAGUUUCUUGAUUCGAUGCGGAAUAAACAUUGGGCAUUUAUAGGUGAUUCGAUUUCUCGCAACCACAUGCAGUCAUUCGUUUGCAUUCUCUCUAAGGUGGAAGCAGCAAAUGAAGUUUACCAUGCCAAGGAUUUCAGAAAUAUGCGAUUUCACUUUCCCACUUACAACUUCAACGUUACGGUAAUUUGGUCUCCAUUCUUAGUCAGGGCUUACAAUUAUGAAUAUAAGAAUGGUGUGAAAGCUGAUGCUCAGAUACAUCUCGAUGAGCUUGAUAAAUUAUGGACAGAUCAAUAUACGAGUUUCGAUUAUAUUCUAAUGUCUGGUGGAAAAUGGUUUCUAAGAUCUGCAGUUUACUACGAAAACAAUGCAACUGUUGGUUGUCAUGACUGUUCUGGGAAGAAUUUGACAGAGUAUGGAUUAGAUAAUGCUUAUCGUAAAGCCAUUAAGCUAGUAAUCGACUUCAUCCUCAACUCUAGUCACAAUGCCACAGUUCUGUACAGAACCACAACGUCAGAGCACUUCGAAAAUGGUUCCUGGGACACUGGAGGCACUUGCGAUCGAACUAUACCAUUCAAAGAAGGUGAAAUUAGUUUGAAUCAUCUGGACGUCGUGUUUCGUGAUAUAGAGUCAGAAGCAUUCAAGAAUUUGGCCAACGUUGGCUACACCGGGAAAAGGAAAUCUCUUAAACUGUUAGAUGUUACUAAGCUUUCCUUACUCCGGCCUGAUGGACAUCCUGGUCCAUACAGAAAUCCCCACCCAUUUGCAAAGAAUAAAACUGCUAAAGUUCAGUAUGACUGUCUGCAUUGGUGUUUACCCGGUCCUAUCGACUCUUGGAAUGAUCUGGUCAUGGAAAUGGUGCUGAAUGGCUGAACAUUAUCAGGUACAGGUUAAUCAAACAUUGUAUUCAGUCACUUUCUAGUGCCAACAAACUGUCACCACGUGUGGUGUUGAAUCGUUGUUAGCUGCACGCUGUAAAUACGCCCAGUUAUUCGACAUGGGAGUUCUCCCAUUGUAUUUCGGAUGCCAAAAUUUGGUAAUUUGUAAAUUUUCAAGUUCCUUUGUUCCAAUUUUUGGUUUAUUUCUACAUCUAGACUAUGACACUAUGGCUUCAUUCAACAUGUAAAUACAGUGUUACUGUCA
This is a messenger RNA of Papaver somniferum (opium poppy), 1577 nucleotides long. Its product is annotated as protein trichome birefringence-like 25. Gene Ontology annotation, cellular component: Golgi apparatus. The transcript has 3 exons. The record is from RefSeq and is a predicted model, not a curated record. The coding region runs from base 30 to 1307 and encodes 425 amino acids. Gene Ontology annotation, molecular function: O-acetyltransferase activity. NCBI's taxonomy places the organism in Eukaryota, Viridiplantae, Streptophyta, Magnoliopsida, Ranunculales, Papaveraceae.